Salvia miltiorrhiza (redroot sage) is the source of this 1389-nucleotide messenger RNA. Its product is annotated as homeobox protein knotted-1-like 1. Gene Ontology annotation, biological process: regulation of DNA-templated transcription. The coding region runs from base 501 to 1283 and encodes 260 amino acids. The transcript is spliced from 4 exons. Gene Ontology annotation, molecular function: DNA binding; DNA-binding transcription factor activity, RNA polymerase II-specific. NCBI's taxonomy places the organism in Eukaryota, Viridiplantae, Streptophyta, Magnoliopsida, Lamiales, Lamiaceae. Gene Ontology annotation, cellular component: nucleus. The record is from RefSeq and is a predicted model, not a curated record.
GUUUUUGUAUGUGACCAGACAAUAGCGAGUAGUACAGUCAAAAGCGUUACGGUCAUGGUUUUGAACCAAUAGCCUCUCGAAAAGUAGCCAAGUCAUGUCACCUCUCUCUCUCUCUCUCCCGCUGCGCUGCAGUGCCUACUGCCUACUGCCUGCACACACACUUUCAUACACGAGUCCGUGUCUACUUUCCGCGCAAACAGGUGUUUUUAAUCAUUAUAGACCCUUCCUCCAAUCCUAGUCCCCUCCUAAUUCCUCCCUUUCCUGCUUCAAUUCCCAACUCCAUUCCCUUUUUUCCUUUUCCGAAACUAAACCCACACUCCCUCUCCCUCUCCCCAAACCUCUGCUACCUUCUUCCUCUCUCCCUCUCCUUGUUUUUGUUUUCUAGUAUGAGGUGAGGAACAUGGAAUACCUAAGAAGAAUCACUGUUUCUCCUCACCACAUCCACAUCCACAUCCACAUGAAUCAUUGAAUAUUGGUUUUAAUUGAUUAAUUAAUUUGGGAUGGAUGAGCAUCUCUACGCAUCGAUCUCGCCCUUCCAUUAUUCAUCUUUCGACAGUGAUGAAAGUGAGGAGCAAGACCUAAUCAAGGCACGGAUCGCUAAUCACCCCCUUUAUCCCGCCUUGCUCUCCUCCUACAUCGACUGCACCAAGGUGGGGGCGCCUCCAGAAAUGGCGUCGCUUCUCGACCAGAUCAGCAAACAAGACCAUCCUAUAUUCAUCGCGACGCAGAUUGGGACUGAUCCUGAGCUCGAUUACUUUAUGAGAUCAUACUGCGACGCUCUGCGCAAAUAUAAGGAGGAAUUGUCGAAGCCGAUAGAUGAGGCGAGGAGUUUCUUGAGCAGCAUCGGAUCUCAGCUCACUCAUCUUUGCAAACAAACCCUACCUUCUUCAACCACUUCUCAUCAUUCUACUGAUGAGGAAAUGAGGUGCGGAGAAGAGGUGGGAGUUGAGUUGAAAGAGAUGGUGAUGCGGAAAUACAGCGGGUACGUGAGCAGUUUGAGGAAGGAGAUGGCGAAGAAGCGGAAAAAGGGGAAACUGCCCAAGGAUGCGAUUUCCGCUCUAUUCCAGUGGUGGAACACUCACUACAGGUGGCCUUACCCCACCGAAGACGACAAGAAGAGGCUGUCGGAGACGACGGGCCUCGACCACAAGCAGAUCAACAACUGGUUCAUCAACCAGCGCAAGCGCCACUGGCGCCCCUCCCACGACAUGAGCUUCGCCCUCAUCCAAGGCGUCGCCCCUCACGCCCACGCCCACGCCUCUUUCAAUGAUGCUAUUUUGUAAGCAUUCUUUUUUCGUUUUUCUCUUUUUUAAUUUGCUUGGGUGCGGCUCUAUGUAUCUAAAACCUCUUUAUUUUUGCCUUACAUCUAUCUAUCUUCUAUUUUGAAAU